CCGAGCCCGCGCUGGCCGUUUCAGCGACAGGGGAAGGGAGUGAAGGAAGGAGUUGGGGUCCGGGCGUGGGGAAUCCGGGCGCAGCCGGACAAGAGCUACAUCCGGCAGCCAGGUAAUAAUUUCAAGAUGCCGGGGCGUUCCACUUCAAGUUCAGGUUCAGGUUCAGCCGGUUUUAUAUCCUUCAGUGGUGUAGAAUCUGCACUGUCCUCCUUGAAAAACUUCCAAGCCUGUAUCAGCUCUGGAAUGGACACAGCUUUUAGUGUGGCUUUGGAUCUCGUGGAAACUCAGACUGAAGUGAGUAGUGAAUACAGCAUGGAUAAGGCAAUGGUUGAAUUUGCAAUGAUGGAUCGGGAACUAAACCAUUAUUUAAAGGCUGUGCAAUCUACAAUAAACCAUGUAAAAGAAGAACGUUCAGAGAAAAUACCUGAUCUAAAAUUAUUAGUGGAGAAGAAGUUUUUGGCUUUACAGAAUAAGAAUUCCGAUGCAGACUUUCAAAAUAACGAAAAAUUUGUCCAAUUUAAACAACAGCUGAAAGAACUAAAGAAGCAAUGUCAGUGUCGAGACAGAGAUUCACUGGACAGAACUGAAAAGACAGACUGCUGAGACAGAAUUAUGCUGAAGUUGGGCAGCAUUAUGUCAAGCUGAAGAUGCAGUUUUCAAAACUAUACAGAUAUCUUCAGACUUGGACCUCCUUUGUAAUGAAGCCCUAACCUUUCAUAGGCUGGCUACAUAAGGAGCCUAUAUGAAAUGACAAAGGAGACCGAAUUUCCCUUUCAUUCUCUGUUCUAUCUUUCUAAAUUCUUUUUCUGGCAUCGUCUGGUUUUCUUCAUACCUGCUACAGCCCUCUUAACUUUCUGAUUCUUGUCCCUUUCCAAUAAAAGAUUUACCAUAAGGCUUGAUAUAAUUAAGUCAGUCUCUGUGUAUGUAUAUUAGUGUGUCUGUGUGUUGUGUUUAUGUAUCUACGUUUUGUUUUUGUUCAUUUUUAAUAUACUUCAGCAGAUUUCUUUCUAACCAAAUAAACUCCAAGAGGGAUAUUUUUUAAGUUUUUAGGAUUAUUGACUCUUCACACAGUCUAGAAACUACUCUAAAAAAAUGUUGGGUACAAUUUCAUGGUGUUUAUGGCCUCUUAGUAUUUAUUUAUGGAUUCCACUGGUUUCAGAGUCCCUGUGAUGAAAUUCCAAAGUUACCUACUUCCCAUGGUCACUGGUGAUAUUCAUUCACCAGACACUCAUCAGAUGCCUUCUCUGUGCCAGGCACUGUGCAGGGCAUUGAGAUACAGUGAAACAGACAUUGGCCCACAUAUCAAAAUGUAUGGUGUAGCUGAGGAGACAGACAAGUAAACACACAGUUGUAAUACAGUAUAUGUACUGUAGUAGGAAAAGUACAGGGUACUUCAGGGAGCACAUGAGAUGAGUGUUUAAUUCAGCUUUGAGGCAUCAAGAAAUUCUCUUUACACUGAUACCUGAGUUGUUCUAAGUAAAAGGAAUGCUAUGUACAAAGUCAAGAGAAUUAGAAACAUGUAUCUGUUGAGAAAUUUGGGUUUGAUUUUAAAGGACCUUAAGUUGAGGGAUGGUAAGAACUGAUCUGUGACUGAAAAAAAUAACUGACUCUGGUGUGAAGAAUGGGUUGGGAGAAGCAGUACUCGAGGCUGGGAGACUUCACUAGUAGCCAGUAGACAGUAAUCGUGACAUUAACUGACAAUGCGAAUGAAAAGAGGACGAGUCGAAAGGAUGUGAAUUGGAAACCACAGUAUUUAGUGAUUAAAUUCAUUCCUUCAGCAGAUACUUGUUGUGCUGCUUUGAGUUAGACACUCUGUGAGAUGUGGUGAACUGUAGACACCAUCUGUAUCUUCAGGUCUAGUGGUUGUGACCCCCAGGCCCCUGGAGUGGACAGCUCAGUGGAUGGUGGGUGCUGUCCUCCACAGAUGGAGCAAACAUAUGUCUCCAAUUAAAGGUUCCCAGACAAGUGCUUCUUGAAGCUAUAAAUGUACCUCCUGAGAUUUCAGAAUGUCCCUGCAGUUUUGAAUUGCUCUGUCUGAUGAGAGAUGCUACUGAUGGAAGAAUGCUUCUGCAGAAACAGUAUUCAGGGAGGAGCUUGAGAGCCACUGAUAGAGAUGACAGGUGGAGCCCCAAAGUAAAUGAGAUAGAUUACCCAGGAAGAGUGUAUAGAAUGAGAGGAGAGGAAGGGUGAGGAUUGGACCUGGCAGAACAAUGGAGAAAGAAGAGGAACCUGGUGAGAAAGCCAGGAGUAUGUGAAGAAUGUAAAGUGUGUUCCAGGAUGGAGCCAGUGGAACAGAAGGGAGGAGGCGCAGUGUGGCAGCAACAGUCAGCUUCAGGGCCUAUCAGAUAGGCCUCUGAUAACCUGAGCUUACAUAUUAAAUGUCACAGGUUCACCACCACUUUAGCUGAAGGGAAUCUACAUAUCAUGUGUGCGGGUGGCAUAGAGUGGAGUGAGGGAGAAGUUAUCAUCAAUAUGAAAGAAGGAGAGUAACUUUGUAUCCAGUUAAGUGGUAGCACUAUAUGCUAAAAGCAACAGAGCAUCACUUUAGAUAUCGACAGGAAAAGGUUGUCACUCAGAUUUUACAGCCAGCUGAGGCAUCUUGAAAGGGCAGCCCAGAGAUCAUCAUUGACAGUGAAUGACUUGCAAAAUAUCCCAGUCAUGUGUUUGCCCUGGGGGUGGGGGGGGGGAAAUUAUACGAAGACUUGCGAGAGCCAAAUAAGUAGUAAGAAUAAAGAACCUGAUAAGGGGAAGAAAUGAUAGUAGGAUGGUUGUUUUUUUUAAGUGGUAUGCAUUUAAUUGUGAAUAAGAGUUGUUAAUAUAGUACUAAGUCAUAAGUCACAGGACUUCCUAGUGGCUCAGACAAUAAGGAGCCUGCCCGCAGUGUGGGAGACCCCGGUUCGAUCCCUGGGU
Molecule: messenger RNA, 2910 nt
Organism: Odocoileus virginianus texanus
Lineage: Eukaryota; Metazoa; Chordata; Mammalia; Artiodactyla; Cervidae
Source: RefSeq, a predicted model, not a curated record